Molecule: messenger RNA, 1593 nt
Organism: Aplosporella prunicola CBS 121167
Lineage: Eukaryota; Fungi; Ascomycota; Dothideomycetes; Botryosphaeriales; Aplosporellaceae
Exons: 5
Coding region: 1-1593 (530 amino acids)
Biological process (GO): sterol metabolic process
Molecular function (GO): monooxygenase activity; iron ion binding; oxidoreductase activity, acting on paired donors, with incorporation or reduction of molecular oxygen
Source: RefSeq, a predicted model, not a curated record
AUGGCAGCUGUCAAUGCCACUUUCGCCUCGCCCACGGCCGACGCUCAGUAUGCCCCGGAGCUCACGCCCCAGGCCAUCAACGGCCUCGUCAGCCGCCUGUUCACCGGCAUUAGCGGCUGGCAGAUAGUCGUCACGCUCUUUGCCAUGCUCGUCGUCUACGACCAAGUCAAGUACAUCUGGAACAAGGGCCCAAUCGCCGGGCCCGCCCUCAAAAUCCCCUUUAUCGGUCCCUUCCUCGAGUCCGUCAACCCCAAGUUCUCGGCCUACCACGCAAAAUGGCUGUCGGGCCCUCUGAGCUGCGUUUCCGUCUUCCACAAGUUCGUCGUCAUCGCCUCGACGCGCGACAUGGCUCGCAAAGUCUUCAACUCGCCCACCUUCGUCAAGCCCUGCGUCGUCGACAUUGCGCACAAGCUGCUUCGCCCGGAAAACUGGGUUUUCCUUGACGGCAAGGCCCACGUCGACUACCGCAAGGGUCUCAAUGGCCUCUUCACCCGUCAGGCCCUGGAGAUCUAUCUCCCGGGUCAAGAGGAGAUCUACAGCAAGUACUUCCAGAAGGCGCUCGACAUGACCGCGAAGAACGACGGCAAGACCAUGCCCUUCAUGCACUACUUCCGCGAGUUCAUCACCGCCGUUUCGCUGCGCACCUUUGUUGGUCACUACAUUCCCGAUGAGUCGGUCAAGAAGAUCGCCGACGACUACUACUACAUCACCGAGGCGCUUGAGCUGGUCAACUUCCCCAUCAUCCUUCCCUUCACCAACACAUGGCGCGGAAAGAAGGCCGCCGACAUGGUUUUGGACGAAUUUGCCAAGUGCGCCGCCAAGAGCAAGGUCCGCAUGGCUUCGGGCGGUGAACCAGACUGCAUUCUCGACUGCUGGGUCAAGUCUAUGAUAGAAUCAGAGGAGUACAACCAGAAGCUGGCCAAGGGCAUUGAGGCUCAGAAGCCUGCGCAGGUCAUCCGCACUUUCACGGACCUCGAGAUCUCCAUGACCAUCUUCACUUUCCUCUUCGCUUCUCAGGAUGCUACCUCUAGCGCGGCCACCUGGCUCUUCCAGGUCAUGGCGGACAGGCCCGAUCAUUUGGACAAGAUCCGCGAGGAGAACCUGCGCCUCCGCAACGGCAACCGCGAUGCCCCGAUGACGAUGGAGAUGAUGGACAAAAUGACAUACACUCGCGCCGUUGUCAAGGAGAUCCUGCGCUACAGGCCUCCCGUCAUCAUGGUCCCCUACCUUGCCAAGCGCGACUUCAAGAUCAGCGAGGACUACACGGUCCCCAAAGGCUCCAUGGUCGUCCCGACGACGUACAUGGCACUGCACGAUCCCGAGGCGUACCCCAACCCCGACAGCUUCGAGCCCGAGCGCUGGAUCACGGGCGACGCCGAGAAGCAAACCAAGAACUGGCUUGUCUUUGGCACCGGCCCGCACUACUGUCUCGGCCAGGUCUACGCCAUCAACAACCUCAUGGGCAUGAUUGGCUGCGCCUCGAUGAAGCUCGACUGGAAGCACAAGGUCACUCCUCUGUCGGAGGAAAUCAAGGUCUUUGCGACUAUUUUCCCGCAGGAUGAUUGCCACCUUGCCUUCACCCCGCGCGCUUAA